UAAAAGUAACGCGGCUGUGAGAAACAACUCCUCUAGUCUCGGCUCAUCAGUUAUUAAGCUCUGAUGGAGGCUACAUGUUCAUAUGGCCGUGUUACAGGUGGAGGAAGGCUCUAUGGAGCGUUCUUGAAGGAAUUUAAACUGCGCAAUUCUUCCUCAUUAGCUCAUACACACAAAGAUCGGGUUUCAGCUCAUAUCGCAGCUGUCCAGCAUCUGGGAUUUUUCCUUCACCCUUGCAGUGGGAUGGCAAAUGAUGUCACAAAUGCUGAUGCAUCUGCAGCCAGUAGAAAAGGGCCAUUGGUACCAGUUUGUGAAGAGCUUCUUCCUGAUUGAGCUCAGGGAGAUGAACAGCUUGGAGAGCCAAUCAUCAUGGAGAAGAGAAAAGCUCAAAUUGAAAGCGAGGGAAAGUGUAGUGAUCUCUGUUGAGAUCUGCAGUGGAGGGAUUCUCAGACUCAUCAGUGUGGCUGAAUGUAUCACAUAGCAGAGCAGUAUUCUGGACUCAACUCGUGGGAUUCCUUCCCCUCUUCUGGGCCGAAUCGAGCACCAUGGGCCCCAGGCAGCAACCGGCACUGGGCCUCUACAUCCAGGUGCAGUGGAGGGAACUAUCAAUCCCCAUCCCAAAACUACACAGCAGGAAGAAGCUACCCAAAUAAAGCUUAUAACAACAGACCGCCAGGUUUCAGCAGGGACAGGCCCCACACACACCCCAGAGACAGAGGCAUUGGAAAAGAGCAAAGGGUCCCGAGGGGCUGCGGACCAACACAGAGCCAGCACCAUAAUCCAGUGCGCCCCACCCUAAACUACAGCUCAGGGUGUGGAGGACACCUCUCUAGCAGCAACAAUCACAGCAGCCAGCCACACAGGUAUGGGGGUCCACAUCAGCAGCAGCGUUCCACUGGGCGUCCCCCACAGACCCAGGGAGACAAAUGGACACAGUCAACUCAGUCCAGGACAUACCAAGGGCCCUCUCUCAAACGUCCAGCACCUCCUCACAAUAUGUCACCACCACACUGGGAUCCAUCCCCUUCACGAGACGACUGUCCCAGCAAGAGAAGCAGGAGCAUCAGUUCACAUCAGAAUUUCCACCUGAGAGAGAAAUAUUUCAUCAACCGUCCACCUCCAUCACAUCCACCUUGGCCAUGGAGCCCAGCAUACAAAAGCUCAAUGCACUGGAGCCUGUCUGAGAAGAGGUCCUCCCCCUCUCGAUUUCAGGAGUCCAGUCAUUACGUCAUGAGAGAUCACAGACCAUAUUCCAUCCCAUCACCAUCCAACAGUGCCCCAAGCCAGGGCCUCCACAGCAAGAAACCCACCAAACAGGGGCAACCCAAUCAUCCGGUCCGAGAUCAUCCAGGCCCCCAUCCCCGUGGGGCCAAAGGGGGCUGGGAUUGCCCAUCACCAGCAAACCUCACCAGUGUGCCUUACAGUCAGCAGCACCAGCUCCCUCCACCACAGAGGCACACCGGCCCCUUCAGCAGCCCAGCCACCUCAGUACCUCAGCCCAGAUUCAACACAGCACAGCCUGGCUGGAAAACACAGAGCCGCUCGGGAAAACAUGGCAGUAGUGAGAUGGGGCGUACCACCUCUGGCCUGGAAUCUCAAGAGUCUGUGGGUGGGGACAGAAAACAGCCAAGCGCAUCUAAACAUAUUAGCCGCCAACGGAGUCCCAUCCAGUCGUACAGCAGUGCAGAGGGUAGAGUUACAGAUUGUUCAGAAUGGAGGAGCCCAGAGACUGGGUUAAAGAAACACAAUCAGAGAGACUCAGACUCCCCUUCUUUACCCGGCACUCAAACCUCAGACAGAGGUCAGAGGGCACAGAAGUCAGAAAUGAAGAAGAGCAGCCACUCUAAACACCAGACUGGGUUCAAAUCCACCCACAAGAGCUGCCUCAGCAAGCUGGACACUGAACUCUUGAAACACAUUCAGGCCAAGAGGAGGCACAAGGAGCGUUCAAGGAGGGAGAAAAAGAAGGAAGCAGAGCUGUUAGACACAAGAGAACGGAUGGAGAAAAAAAUGGAGGACAGGAAAAAGAAAAAGAUGAGGGACGGAAGAAAGGGGCAUGAUAAGAAGAACAUAUACCAAAAUGGCCGACAGUUGGGACAGAUAACAAGAAGAGCAAAGGAGGAGAGGAAAAAAGGAAUGUAUGAAGACAGGAAGAGUGAGACGCCUUCGAAAUCAGCAUCUCCCAAUUUAGGAACAUUGUAUCCCAGUGAUUCUGAACCUCUCCUGGAUGACCUACUGUUUGAGCCACUUCAUCUCAAUCACAGAGAGGAAGAGUUCUCUCGACAUACCUCAGGGUUCAUCCCACCGUCUACAUCCCCUCCUGUCAGUAAUAACCAUUGUUCUCCAUGCCAGUCAACCCAUGAAGCCAAUACUAAAGCCUUAGAGGUUGACGACCAAUCAGAAUCUUCUGAGCCUGACCAUGUAGACACUAGUGAUGAUGACAGUGUAGAAGCCCAUGAUGUUGGUAGGUCCAAACUUACUCUUCCCGAUAAGCAGAGGAGUUGUGAGGAAGAAACCAUCAGAAGUAAAGAGGGUAUUUUAGGGUUGAUUAGUGCCCCAGACCUCCUCCCGGCUCACUGCACCUAUAGUGAGGAGCUCCUAAGGCUGGACCCACCAACAAGCCCACCUGUUCUGAGCUGGCAGGGCUCUCCAGUGUCGGACUUAGGUGAUGAUGAUGAGGAAGGGAAAGAGGGAGAUAUGAUUAGAGUACUGAGGAGGCCAGUGCUACAACCUAGUCCAACACACUCAUCUCCACUAAGAGAUCCAGUGGAGAUCAACACUGGAGCCGACUAUUGCCACAGUGACCUGGCCAAACUGUACGGUCUUCCUGAGUCCUCUAAAGCAAUGGACACUGAGGAAGAAGAUGAAGAAAAUAGAGAAGGAGAGCAGAAAUAUAGUAGUCCUGAUGCAUCAAGUAGCUCUGAGCCCAACAAACCACACUUGCACCAAAUGGACACAUUCGAAUCAGCGACCUCAGCGAUGGGCAGCCAUAGAUACACUUACAGGGGUGGGCCAUUUGGACGGCCACCCCCUGGUGCAUUAGUUGGGGUGAAAUACUCAUCAUCUCUGUCCUUGGGUCCUGAGAUCCACCCUCCAGACCAGCACAGUCCACCUGCCACAUCUCCAAUUACAGAAAUCCCAGAUCAGGUCACACCACCACUGAUCCAGCCUGCAGAGAAGGACAAAGAGAGUGAAACUGAGGAAGAAAGAAUGGAAACCAAUGCAAAAGAGGAAGGAAUAGAAGAAGAAAGGGAGAAAACUGAUGUGCAGAAGAUGGAUGAACAAAUGGAGGUCAAAGUAGCUGAAUCAGCUAAAGACCCAACCUGCACUUCACUGGAGGAGAAGGAACCUGUAAUGUCUCACGCCACUCUGCAGGAUAAACUAGUACAAAGCUGCGAGCUUCUGCUCAAUCAAAACUCCAGCCCUCUGUCAAAGGCUAUGAAAGUCAGCGGGUCCACGUCUACUGAGAGAGAAAAGGAGCAAGACAGAGCCAGACAGAAAGAUCAAGUGAGGUCUCCAAGAAAAGCUGGUCGGAAAGUAAAAGGAGAAGAUCCCGAAAAGAGUAAUGGAGAAGAGAAUAAAAAGGAAAAAGUGAAGGUUGAGACUAAGACAAAGGAUUCAUCUUCUGAAGGUUUAAAUGAGCACUUGGUGGAAAUCAAGAACAAACAGGUUGCCCCAGAAAACCAAAAAAUUGACUUGAAAGAUGGAGAAACAGAAUCUAAAGAAGUCAAGAGAGAAAAAGAGACAGACAUUAAAAACGAGACCAUGAAAGAAGACACACUAAAGGCUGAUACAUCCACAGCAUCAUCUACAUCUGCCACAACCAACACGCAAACCCCUGUUACUGUGACACCCUCCAGCAGACCUCCGCUGCUGGCCCGGGUCAAUCUCCUUAAUCUGCAGGAGUUGUCUAAAAUUCCCUUGAAAGAACUGAGGAUCUGUUUGGUCAGGGUUGAGAGUGGAGGUUGGCAGACUUGCAUUGCAUCAGAGAUUGAGCAGAAGACCAUGCCACUCAAUGCCAUCAACAUCAAAAAUAGCGCAGCUGAGGUCAUACAAGCCUGCAAAGGGGCAAACAUCAAGAGCAAGUUUCGGGAGUCAUACCUGCUUCCAGCGUUUUCAGUGAAACUUAUCCUGUCCACCGAGACUCCUAUUCCCAGAGAGAAACUCAACCCUCCAACACCGAGCAUUUAUCUAGAGAGUAAAAGAGAUGCCUUUUCUCCGGUGCUGCUGCAGUUCUGCACAGACCCUAAAAAUGCUGUUACUGUCAUCAGAGGACUGGCUGGAUCCCUCCGUCUCAAUCUGGGUCUGUUCUCCACUAAAUCCCUGGUUGAGGCCAACUCAGAGCAUGCGGUGGAAGUGAGGACUCAGGUGCAGCAGCCAGCAGACGAGAACUGGAACCAUUUAGGAUCCGCCCAGACCUGGCCCUGCGAAAGCAGCAGAUCUCACACUACCAUCGCUAAAUACGCACAGUACCAAGCAUCCAGUUUCCAGGAGAGCUUACAGGAAGAGAAAGACAGUGAAGAUGAGGAUGAAGAAGACAAAUCGGAGGAAAAAACUGUGAAAAAAUCCAGCUCCCAAGGAAACACUGAGACUGCCACCACAUCCAGCUCGGAGCAGAAAACCAUUGGAAAAAUCAUUAAAUUUGGAACCAACAUUGACUUGUCAGACCCAAAACGGUGGAAGCUGCAGCUGCAGGAGCUGUUGAAGUUGCCUGCGUUCAUGCGUGUGUCCUCCAGCACGAACAUGCUGAGUCACGUUGGCCAAACUAUACUGGGCAUGAACACAGUCCAGCUUUAUAUGAAGGUCCCUGGCAGCCGCACACCAGGACAUCAGGAAAAUAAUAACUUCUGUUCAGUGAACAUCAAUAUUGGCCCUGGAGACUGUGAGUGGUUUGCCGUCCAUGAACACUACUGGAAAGCCAUCAGUGACUUAUGCGAAAAGCAUACUGUGGACUAUCUGACAGGCUCGUGGUGGCCAGUUCUGGAGGAUCUGUACCGUUCAAACAUCCCAGUGUACCGCUUCAUUCAGAGACCCGGUGACCUGGUGUGGAUCAACGCUGGCACUGUGCACUGGGUCCAGGCCGUGGGCUGGUGCAACAACAUUGCCUGGAACGUGGGCCCUUUAAAUGCCUAUCAAUACCAGCUGGCUCUUGAACGCUUUGAAUGGAACGAGAUCAAGAAAGUAAAAUCAAUCGUCCCCAUGAUUCACGUGUCCUGGAACGUCGCCCGCACAGUCAAGAUCACAGACCCAAACACAUUCAAGAUGAUCAAACAUUGUCUGCUCCAGUCCAUCAAACAAAUUCAGAUUUUGAGGGACCAGCUGGUGUCUGCAGGGAAGAAGAUCUCCUAUCAGAGCAGGGUGAAGGAUGAGCCAGCGUACUACUGCAACGAGUGCGACGUGGAGGUGUUUAACCUGCUGUUUGUGACCAGUGAGAACAGCAGUAGGAAGACGUAUGUGGUUCACUGUGAGGACUGCGCUCGGGAGCAGAUCCCCAGUCUGAGCGGGAUGGUGGUGCUGGAGCAGUACCGCAUCAGUGAGCUCAUGAACACAUAUGAUAACUUCACCCUGGCUCCAGUCCCGUGCUGUAGGUGAACCUGAUGUCUGAAACUACACAGCCAUAACCAAAUCUUCCACCCUCCUGGCCCAUAGCAGCGGCACAAACCUUAAGUUCUUCUUUUUUUUUUUCUUUUUCUUUACCAAAACCACUACUUCAACUUA
Messenger RNA from Sinocyclocheilus rhinocerous, 5715 nucleotides. RefSeq names its product lysine-specific demethylase 6B-like. The transcript has 22 exons. The record is from RefSeq and is a predicted model, not a curated record. Gene Ontology annotation, cellular component: MLL3/4 complex. Bases 466 to 5589 code for a protein of 1707 amino acids. Lineage: Eukaryota; Metazoa; Chordata; Actinopteri; Cypriniformes; Cyprinidae. Gene Ontology annotation, molecular function: RNA polymerase II cis-regulatory region sequence-specific DNA binding; histone H3K27me2/H3K27me3 demethylase activity; chromatin DNA binding. Gene Ontology annotation, biological process: heart development; regulation of gene expression.